Molecule: messenger RNA, 4693 nt
Organism: Dreissena polymorpha
Lineage: Eukaryota; Metazoa; Mollusca; Bivalvia; Myida; Dreissenidae
Exons: 3
Coding region: 579-1739 (386 amino acids)
Source: RefSeq, a predicted model, not a curated record
UUGACCUGAGAAAUAAACCUUUUUUUCCUUUGGCCUGAAUAACCUGUUUGUUUACAUGGAUUACUGAUACAGACUACAGUUAUGGUUUUUCCAUUCGGUUCUAUUUAAAACUCGGUGAAUUUGAUUGGUUAAUUUAUUUUUGUCUGCGGCGCUUCGCUGAUCUGUGUGUAAAUCGUGUAUUAGUUUGCGUCAUACAACCUGAUCUUUAUUAUCUGACACUAUAGUAUUUUUCAAAACCUAUUCAAUAUUUGGCAGGUUGUUCUUCAAGGCUGAACAGCGCAAAAGAUUAACGAUAUAACAUAUCAUGUUAACAUUAUAACAAAUCUUUCGAGUGCGUCUAUAUUUGAUUAGGAUCGUCACAGGCGAGGAAAAUAACAACACGGAACUUAAAACAUUUGAACAAUGGCAUUUUCUUUAGCAACAUCGUAUAACGUUAACAAUUAUGUUUAUCAUUUUUAGCGCAACAUUUUGAUUUUAUAGGAAACAUCUUAUAACUUAAACCAUCAGGUACUUUAAUAUCAUUUCAAACGGUUUAAAAUGAAGUACGUUUAUCUCGUUCUGAAGCAAAGAAAUUUAUAAUGAAUUUUCUGGAUAAAUUAUUUCGUCGAAAGGGUAAAUCGACAUCAUGUACCGUCACAACGUUGGAUUCUUUUGUGAAGGGAGAGAAUUUUAAAGUACCAUGCGUCGUUUCCUUGGAAACUAGCGAUCGUGACUUAGAUUCUAUGUUACUUCUUGAAGGUGUAAGGACGAUUCAGUUUGCAUUGAUUGAAGUUGUGCCUGGAACUCUAUCAUCUCAUGGCGCUGAUGCUGAAACAAACCCAGACAGGGAACCUAUGAUUGGCUUGGAGUUUUUCCUACCGGUUACUUAUUCUAGGCACGUGACAACCCUUAACAAAUUGUACUAUCGAACAAGAGUCCAAAGCAUAGACGAGGUGAAAGAGUGCAUAUUUUCCACUGUCUACGCUUGCGACGGACUGCGUUUGGUUUUGAAAAAAUCAGAGCCAGCUUUUGACCCCGUGAGGAGCAUACCAAUACCGAAAGGAACCGCUCUGCAAAUAGUAUACGAGGAGAACGACGAUACAUCGGGUAUUACUGUCUCAGAUAUUAACGGUGAACUGUAUCAUGUCACAGAGGACAAUAUUAAGAACUUGGAAGUAAAAAAUACUAGGCCAUCAAUGUCUUUCAAGGAACUAGUGCUUUCAUCGCCAUUGCCUCGUGCUGUUCAGUUUAAUUCAGUAGACCAAUCAGAUUUAGCGACGUCGUUAAAAGAAGAACGUGACAGACUUGAACGUGCUUUAGAUGGAUUAAUAAAGGUAAAGUCAGUUAAAAGCUUUGAACUCAUAAUCGGUUGGAGGAAUAUAGAUCAAGAGCAUUUCGAAGCCAUGUUAAUUCCUUUCGAGGCUGCAACGGCAAUAACUGUGUGUCCUUAUUCAUUUAGAACGCCCGAGAGUGAGAAAGCCUUCAUUUACAAUAAGUUUCAUAAAUGUAACUUUGACCAGAUAAUUGGAAACAGACUUUAUCGAAAGGAUCUAAAUACUUCUCGAAUAACAUCAAUUCAAUGUUCGGUCUUAAGUAGUAUACGGAACGAAUAUGUUUCGGCUUCGAAUGAACAAGCCUAUGAACAGCCAUGCUCGGACACUGGUACAUGUGACGUCGAGCACAGAUAUAUGCGAGCUUUGCAAUCACACGGAACUUCUUCGUCUGAUGAUGACGAGAACUUCAUUUAUGCAGAUUUAUAGCAGUUCGACAGAGAUUGAAACUGUUUAAGUUUCUGACACAUCAAUACCUACCAUCAUAUACGUAUAUUACAAUAUCUACACGUGUAUAAAAGUAAUAUUAAGUUGAUAUUAUUAAUAAAGCAACGUUAUUGCAUUAAAAAUGAAGUUUAAAUUGUGCCGUUUAAUUUAAAAUGAAUACAAAUACUGUUUUAGAAAAGGUGGUAGACUUCCAAAUAAUCUAAACUUUUAUUAUGCUGGAAACCACAUAGAAAUUGUGAAUAAGUAUUCUUAUCUCGGUAUAAUAUUUACAUCAGGAGGUUCAUUCACGGAAUCACAUGGGGCAUUGUCCGGUCAGGCGCUUAAAGCGAUAUUUAAACUCAGAAAAUAUUUGUACAGUUACGUUUAUAUUAUUGUCGGACAUAUGUUAGAUCUCUUUGAAAAGAUAGUCAAACCAAUUCUGUUUUAUAGUGCUGAGGUUUGGGGAUUUGCUCGAGCAACGCCGAUUGAAAGAGUGCAUACAAAGUUUUGCAAGUCUGUAUAAGGUGUUAAAUGUAACAUUCAAAACGAUUUUAUUUAUGGUUAUCUUGGCCAAAUCGAUUUACAUUCCCAGAGGCUUGUUUGUAUUAUUAAAUAUUGGUUGAAGAUCACUGGCUGUAGUGAUAGAAAAUAUGUGUCAUGUAUUGAUAUUGAUUAUAACCCACGUAAGCAAAACUGGGCUUCACUUGUUAAAGAUACAUUGUGUAGCUUAGGUUUCUAUCAUGUAUGGCUGCAACAGAGUGUUGGAAAUAAUAACCAGUCUAUUAUGCUUUUAAACAACGUGUUAAGGACAUAUUUGUACAGGAUUGGCAUAGUAGAUUGGAAAUUUCAUCUCGAGCGAUAUUCUAUAACACUUUCUGUAAAUUCCAAUUUCAACCAUGUAAAUGUUAAAUGCUAUAGAAAUGCUCUUACAAAGUUACGAAUGUCAUCACAUGGAUUAAAUAUUGAAACAGGUAGAAGGAAUAGAACGCCAAGGGAACAAAGGCUAUGUAACAAAUGAAAUAAAUUAGAGGACGAAUUUCAUUUUCUUUUUGAGUGUAAGUUAUAUGAUAGUGUACGAGGAAAAUAUCUUAAGCAUUAUAACUGUCAUAGACCAAAUAUGUUUAAAACUGUCGAGCUGAUUACAAAUGAUAAGUGUGAAACAUUACGAAACCUAGCUGUAUAUGUAAGCAACGCCUUCGAACUGAGAAAAGCACAUAAUACAAUGCAUUAUUAUUUAUAUCGUUUAUUGUAUAGUAUAAACUAUAAUUCACCAUCAGUUUCCUGAUUCACUUGCCCGUAUAUCAAAAUUGCAAUCGUUGUGGGUGUAACUGGGGUCUCUGCAUUGCAAAUAUAUGCAGAAAUACUUAUCAGACACCAUAAAGCCAAAAUAUUAAGCGUCAUACGUGUAUUACAUGACUACAUAUAAAUUUUAAACUAUGCACACAGGGAUUUAUAAAAUAAGAAUCGUUUUUAACCCAUGGUGAUGUAUACAUAUUGUAUAAUUAGUGUGGUAGGAUCAUAUGCAUGUAAAAGACAGAUCCAUUAUUGGAUCCAUUAUUGGAUGCAGUGAUGAAACAAGAUCAAUUAUUUCAGUAAAGUAUAUUGCAACAAAAGGAUACAAUCGGUGAUUAAUAUUUUCAAUAUUUUAUUUUGAAUCUCGAAUCUUAAACCAUAUCAACUAAGACUAGCAGUUUUGGGUAUACUGAAUAUAUCAUUUAGUAAGAGAGAAAACUCUUCUGUUCCUUGUGAGAAUGAUUGGAAGAGUUAGCUUUCUUUUCUGCACUCGUUUUUCUAAUAAUCGCCAUAUUUCGAUGAUAACGGGGUCAUUGAUGAAAUAGUUUAUUCAAGUCUCAUCACCUUAGAAUUACUGUACUUAUGUUUUUGUAAUAUAAUAUGAAUAUUUCAUCAUGUUAUGUGAAUAUUACAUUUAUUUAUGUCUAUUCAAGUCUCAUCACAUUAGAAUUAUUGUACUUAUGUUUUCGUAAUAUAAUAUGAAUAUUACAUCAUGUUAUGUGAAUAUUACAUUAUUAUAUGCGAAGAACAUACAGUUUGUUAAAAAAAUUAUUGAUUUUGAAACUGUUAUUUUUAUUAACACUUUUUAUAGACCAUGUUUUUCAAAUAGAAAUAUUGAAAUAUCAAAUUAAUAUAUGCUGUGUAAAUACUGUAUGUUUCUUUCGAAAAUUGAUUUUACUAUGCAUUGGUGAAGGGGUUAGAGCGUACCGUCACCGAAGAAUGAUAAGAUUAAAACUUCUACAUCUACACGGUGUUUUAAUACGCCUAUUGUCAUGUUUUACAUCAAGUUUUCCAAUAUCAUCUGCUGGAAAACAUAAUACCAAACAUUAAUUAACCCAUUUAUGCCUAGCGUCUAUAAAAAAGGCCUUGGCAAACAGCGUAGACCCAGAUGAGACGCCGCCUGAUGCGGCGUCUCAUCAGGGUCUGCGCUUUUUGCUUAAAGUAAUAUCUGUAAGAAAUGUUCUAAAUAUAGAAAUAAAAAUACUCGACACCCCUAAUUUGGAAAUAAAGUGUAGUCCCAGAUUAGCCUGUGCGGACUGCACAGGCUAAUCUGGGGCGACACUUAACCCACAUGCAUUAAGCCCAGUUUUCUCAGAACACGACUCAUAUAUACAUGCGGGUAACAAUUUAAUGAGCUGAUCACAGUGGUAUCCCGUAUUGCGCACAUAAUCGGGUUCAACCAAUGUAGUGUUGAUCAUUCUAAGGUGAUACAGAUAUAUUUCUGUUCUGUCUGUGAAUGGUGUAUUUUACGUAUUCUAUAUUGCUGAUAAAAUUGUCAUCUUUAGUAAUAAUUGUACUUUUUAAAAUAAAAACACAGUUGUAUACUGCCUUGUAUAUGCGACCGAAAACGCAAUAAACCAGACACACGUCUGGAUACCUGGAAUAUUAAAGACGUGCAGAACAUUAUUGUUACAUAUCAUAGCAACCUCCAUCUUCAAACCAAG